Molecule: messenger RNA, 90 nt
Organism: Ectocarpus siliculosus
Lineage: Eukaryota; Phaeophyceae; Ectocarpales; Ectocarpaceae
Source: the annotation of a GenBank genome assembly
AUGCAGCACCCCCAGCCAACGUGCGAGGGCGGCCCCGAGGGGCGCAUCAUCGUCCUCCUCUCGAACGACGUCGGGGCCGAGAUCGAGUAA